UCGUCAUCCAUGGUAACUAGGGACGGAACCAGAGCACGAACCUACCUACAUAUUGGGAUUCUUCUUCGCCCUGAGUCGAUAUCGGAUCUUAUAUUGAUGGAAUAUUUACAUUUGAUCUCACUUAGGAUCGGGAACAAGCAGGGAGACCUACAUGAAUGAAUUAUUCUGGCCCGACCUCGCCCCUAAGAUUGAAUUGUGGAUCUCUCAGAGCGUCGCUGCUUCAGACAACCAAACAGCUCAUGAGUCCAUCAAGCUUACGUAUUGAAGGAACCCGAGCAGCUGAAGGGUAUGAUGACAAUGAUGGUAUGGAAGCACGGGAAGUGUGCUGCUGGACUCGCCUGUUAACUUCGGUUUCCGAUCUGAGUGAUAGAGCAACGAGACUUGUCGGCUUCCUGCUUACGACCAUGUGCUUUGCUACUGUUCUUCAAACCAUAAUCGAAGCAAAAAAAUAGAGAUAGAAAAAAAAAUCCUUUGUUCGCUUUCUCGUGUGUAUCCAUCCUUCCUCU
Molecule: messenger RNA, 506 nt
Organism: Aspergillus homomorphus CBS 101889
Lineage: Eukaryota; Fungi; Ascomycota; Eurotiomycetes; Eurotiales; Aspergillaceae
Exons: 3
Coding region: 156-452 (98 amino acids)
Source: RefSeq, a predicted model, not a curated record